Molecule: messenger RNA, 6470 nt
Organism: Lineus longissimus
Lineage: Eukaryota; Metazoa; Nemertea; Pilidiophora; Heteronemertea; Lineidae
Product: protein virilizer homolog
Exons: 38
Coding region: 10-6213 (2067 amino acids)
Cellular component (GO): RNA N6-methyladenosine methyltransferase complex
Molecular function (GO): RNA binding
Source: RefSeq, a predicted model, not a curated record
CCGGCGAAGAUGGCGGACGAAGACCAGAGUUCGCUUCUAUUUUUUGACACUUUUUCACACAAGCCCUCAGACGACCUAAAUUUGGACCUUGUACAGUUUCCGCAUCCAGUUCUCAUCAGUAAAGUUGAUAUCAUCCCGCUUGGUACAAAGGUUCUUGCUGAUGUUGCAGGCGGCCAUAGGCUUGGUGCCACAACGCCAUCAGGUUUUAAGUUAGAAUUGUUUGUUAACAAUCUGGCCAAACCCAGCAAUGCUACGUUCGAAAAACUUGGAGGGAUUACCUUUACCUCUGGUGCCGAGACCGCCAUUCAUGCUGAAGCUGAGAUUCCCACGGAUGGAUUGAUACUGAAAGGAUGGUACUCCAUAUUGACUGUGGGUGUCUUCGGCACAUUGACAACUGUUGUGAAGGAGCGUGUCACCUCGCCUCCCCCACCACCACCACCUCAGCCGGUCCAGCCACCAAGAGUGAAACAAGAACCAGGGACACAACCAGAGGCUGUCCAAUUGGCACCUCAGCCUGUUCCACCACCAUUACCUGAGCAGCCUCGAGAAUGGGCCAGUGUUCCUCGCCAAGAGCCCAUGUACCAUCCUUCUCUCGCUACCGCACAGAUCAAGCAGGAGUCCUAUAUGGAGGGUGACAAUCGAUACGUGGCAAGAAAUCCAUUGGAAAUGCAUCAUGGGAGACCCCCAGUUCCACAUCAGCCUCAUCCUGAUCAUACAGAUAUGCCUCCACUUCCCACCUACAGUGACCCUCAUGCUGGUGUUCGUCCACCGGAGCCACGUCCGGCGGGGCACCCAGGUGAACCGCCUCAUGGUCAUAUCCCACCAGAACCACCACAUUCUAUUGGUCAUGCACCUGAGCCCCAACGGGGUGGUGGUCCCCCGGAUCUACCGCAUGGCAUGGGCCAUCCACCUGUGAUGCAUCCUGGAGAGCCCCCACAUGGCAUGGUUCUAUCCCAAGACCACCCUAUUGGACCGCCCCCACCUAUGAUGCAUAAUCCCUCAAUGGAGGGAAUGGGAGCAGACCUGAGAGAGAUUCAUGAAGCAAUGGAAUCAUUUGAUGCAGAACGACGACUUGAACGUGAUCGGCGCUUCAGGAAUGAUGCACGUGAUGGUGACUUCCGUGACUACCGAGGCUCUCGGGAAGGCUCCCGGGAUCGUGACAGUCGUGAUAGUUCACGGGAGUCACGAGAACACAGACCGCGAGAACAUGGUCGUGAUAGAAAUCGAGAUCGUGAACAUGAUUGGGAUCAUGAACGAGGACGGGACUGGGAGCGUCGUGAUCGUGACCGUGAAGAAUGGGAUCAAGGCAAAGAUUGGGAUAAGGAUCGUGUAAGGGGACGUGACGAUUACAAAGGAAGAGACAAAGACUCUAAAGACAAACAGAGACCAAGGUCACCUUUGUUUAGGUCAAGGUCAAGCCCAAGGUCGAGGUCACCUUUGUCUAGGGAAUCAAGUCGAUCACGGGAAAUAGAGAACAUUGAAGAGCCAGGUGAAUCAGGUGAAGCACCUAAAGAGGAGGCAAUUGAUGUGCCGUUUGACCCGAUGUCCCCUGAACCUGCAGGAGACAUGUAUGUGACCUUAUCUGACAUCGAGGCUCAAGGGAACCUGGACAGAGAUCCAGCAAUUGAGGCUGAUGAUGGUGGAGGAUACGAAGAUAUCUCUGAUGAUGAUAUCGAUGACUUGGAGGAUUUUACGCGAGGGCUGCAGAUGGUUGAAGGGAUGUUUGAAGUCCCUGAAGACAUGUGGAACUACACAAGUUACAGUCCGUAUCAGUUUGAACUCUUGCCCUUGACAACCUUCAGCGACCCAUCUCUGUCACCCUACCAGGUGGAGAAGCUGAAGUCCAAACUCGGCCAUAAAGAGAUGCCACAGGAAGCUCUGGAUGUUCUUGACUUGGUCACCCGGUUCUUGGAGGCGGAGCAUACAGGAGAAUGGGUUGAGGCCAUGGAGAAUCUGCCCUCUUUGUUGAAUAAUGGACUGUCUUACUUAGACAAGGAAGAUAUACUCGAGGCUCUUGUCUCGUGGACCCUCGAGGGACUCGACUUUGAUAAAGCCAUCGCCCAGCCUGAGAAUAAGUACAUGCUCCGUCACCUCAAGAUGGGAAUCAAACUGGUCGGGUGUCUGUGUUCGUGUGAUGUCAACAUCUCGCUGAAAAUGAUGAAAGAAGACGUACAGGUGAAGCUCCUCCAGCUUUACGUCACAGAGCACAUGUCGCUCUCGGCCAAACUUCAGAUCCUGCGAUCCCUCGACCAGACGUUACGCUUCCAGGUUGGCAUGGAUUGGUUCCUUGGUCAACAUCCCCUGCAGCUUGCUUGUGCUGAGGAGGAGGGCAGGCAGCAUACGGCCUACCAGGCCUUGCUUGAUAUCAUGAUGUCAAAACAGCUUGUGAGAGCAGUGGUAGCCAUUUCAGCUAUAAUGAAGAAAGUCCACGCGUAUGAGGUGGUGAGGAACUUCCAGAGGACGGUCGAAAGCUUUCUUGAGAAGUCAUCUGUUGACCAACCGGAGGACAAACAGGUCAAAUCUGAAGAUGGUGAUACGGCUGAUGAAUCUGAGGGCAUGAUCGACGUCAUCCCUGGACAAUCUGGUCCCCAGGAUCUUGAGAUGGAUAAGAUUACCAACAUGUUGGAUGAUCUUACCAAAAUGCAUGCGUCUGCUCUACAUGCGAUGGGGUUCCCAGGGCGGACAUUGCCAGCGAAGGUCCUGUUUGAGAUUACCCAGAAGCCCUCUGAUCCAUUUCCAUUCCUAUACCAUAUUUGGAACUCAUGCAACCUGUUGGAGAGCAUCUUCUCAUUGCUGCUCCACCCCGCCACCUAUCAACACCUGACUGCAUUCCUCGCCGUGCGAGACUUCGUCUUACAACUCCUCUCGUACAAUAGCGGCCUAUUGUUCAUUGCCUCCCACCCUGAGAUUGCCAACGGGAUCAUUCGCUCAUUACUUCAGAACUCACAGGAUGAUGUUCGUGAGGAUGGAGCAGAGGAGAAUCCUCCCCAGCAGCUCGGCCUACAGCUGGUCUACUAUCUUCAGACUCUGCACUUCAUUGACCUGCUCCUUGAGUAUCACAAGAAAGAAAAACGAGAAUCUGAUGACGAACAGGACAUGAUUAGUUUCCUGCAUGGCCUCUACAUCAUGACGUUUAUACCACCAGGGCGGGAUGCGGUGACUAAAGUCGCCAGUCUCGGCGACAACAUGAAAGCCUUGAUCAGCUUCUUGGAGUUCUCGGGGAAUGAAGCGCGUGACGGCUCUAAGAAGAGAUCAGUGCCGGUGUCGUACGCUGCCAAUCUCCUCGUUAUGAUCAUUCAAGAUUCAGACAAUGUGGAAAUGCUCGAGCGGUUUGGAAGCAAACUUUACACCCUCAGUGACCUAGAAAUCCAUCCAAAACUAUCCGAACUCAAAGUAUGGUUGGACCCAAUUAAGAAACUCACAGAAUUCAGCUAUACUUGCUUAGAUGAACUCAUGGUGCAGUUGAAGCAGUAUUCAGAUGAGGUGAUGGAUUUGCCACGUGGGUUAGUGACGGUGUUGCGUAUCAUACAUCAUUGGGGGAUCCCGUCAGAACGAGAGACGCUCGAGGAAGGACAGGAAGAGCUGCGGUAUAAAUUUGUGCUGUCUGAACUAUUUACAGGAGAUUGUAUGCCGCUGUUCCAGAAUAUCCUAUCGAAAUUGUUUGAAAUUCAGCAAAGACCAUGGCAACAAGGGAGUUACCUAGCAACCACACAAGGACAGAUCUCCAUGGCGAUAACAGUCAAGAUAGUUGCCAUUGUCAAGGCUAUCCUCCAGUAUCUGAUAAUGGCCAGAGGCCCACAGUUCCGUGACACGACAUAUCUACCAUCACUGUUCAGCGUGCAUACCAUUGUGUGUUCAGCUCCACCUGGUGGCCUCCUAACACAUGACGCUCAGAAGGUUCAAAAUGACAUCAUUGAUACGAUUAUGGCAUUCACUCAGCCUUCACUGGAGUCGUAUGAAUCUGAAGAUGUGCUCACACAAAGUCUGUGGACAAAAACAUUGGAAGAAUUGUUCAAGUAUACCUUGAGCGCCCCCUAUACUUACAUGAGUGGACUACUCAUUCUCUCCGAGCUGCUGCCACUUCCUCUACCCAUUCAGACAAAAGAGCAACUUAGCGAUGAUGAGGUUGCCAUGGCAACCAAUCAGAGGAAGCUUUGGAGUGCUCAUCUGUUGUGUUGUAACACUGCCAUACAGGAUGUUAUCAAAACGUUAGCAACAACAAGUUGUCAGCCCCUGCAGCACGUGAUGAGACGAGUGUGUUGGCAACUGGCAGAUCUCUCAAUGCCCACUGCCUUGAACCUAGUCAAGCACAUUCUUGAUCUUAUCCUGGACGGUUUAGAAUCGAUAACAGAAGUUGUCUCCAUCCCUGGUGAGGGUGAUAAAACCCAGCAGGUGAUCAUCUUCCACCCAAGUUCAGGAGACAUGGCGCAGGCCCUCAAUCUCCUCUCAUAUCUACUCUCACAGGCCCCAGUCAAGGCACCUGUCCUCUAUCUACUCAGAUCAGGCGGUAAAAAUGAGGAGCGCUAUGUGGAAACCCUGCCGAAGCUGUUGCAUCUGCUGAAUGUUGUCUCCGAGAAAUCUUGCCACAUACAGGCACAGGAAUGCAUUGUGUCCAUCAUUCAGUCUCUGUGUGACCCAGAAAUUGUCCUCAUCACUGGAGAAAACAUGGGCAUCUUAGAGCAGCUGAGUAUCUGUCUCCCUAGUAAAGACCACCUGCAUCAGAUCUGCCUUGCACUCUUGGACCACAUCGGGAACAUGGACCACAGCUAUGCCUCCAUCCUGCCGGCUCUGAGAACACUGGUCAUGUUGACAGAACAUGACUAUGGAUUCUUCCAUCUCAAAGGGGCCCUCGACCAAAAUCACUUUGCAUUUUGUAACCUCUUCAUGAGAAUCAACAACACGUUCAGCAAAGACAGUUCAGAUUGUUUAUCAACGUUAUCAACAGCAACCGAGCUACUCCAUCUAUUGGUAACGUUGGAAGCUCCAGAGGAGGACACGCCACUGAGAACGUUCGUCAUCAGCGUGCCUGAGCUGAGACAGUAUCUGAGCUGGUCAGAGGAGAGGGAGCAUCCACUUUAUGACCUGGAGAAGCUUCUGGUUGAGUGUGCCAAAGAAGAAGAAGCAUUGGACAGUCUGUUGGAGGGAAUUACCAGUCUACUUCAAGAUCUCAGAUCAAAUGAACCUUCAGAGAAAAAAGAGCUGGUUGAGCCCAUCCUCCCGACGCCAGAGUCUCUGGCAAAUCAGUUCAACAGUCGGCCAAUCUUCGUGCUGACGGACGGCGAAGAUGAUCGACUGAGUAUCAACUAUUGGAUGUCAUGUCCGGGUGUUGAUGAUUCUGAUCAGGAAUGCGAGUUAGUGCCAUGUAACUUAGAGGAAUUGACUCUCAAAUGUAAUUUGGACUUUGACCUGAAGGCGGAGCUGUCGAAGGGGACGGGAACUGAAGAUCCAGCGGUGGUUAAGGCCAGGAAACGCCAACGACUGCGUGGUGCUAGGGAUACGAUUAACACGAGCAGCAUCGGGAGAGGUGCCAAGGGCUUUGUUGCUCCCAUGCGGGGACGAGGUUUCAAUCGUGGAAUGAACAGUAACCGCCAUGAUCCAUUCCGGUCUCGGCCGCCAAACACAAGUCGGCCGCCGUCAAUGCACGUGGAUGACUUUGUCAAGAUGGAGUCUCAGCAAGGACCACCGAAGCCAGGUGGUGCAGGCUCGGGUCCACCGAGGAGGGACAAGGAAUUUGGUGAUCACCGUGGCCGAGGUGGUCGAGGUGGUUUUGAUCGAGGUCGGGGUGGACCUGGACGGGGGCGAUUCUUUACGCCCCCUGGCAACUACGGCAGACGAGAUGGAAUGAAUACGCGAGGAUUGGGCAAUCGAGGUGGCCUUAGUCGAGGUGGACCUCUACCUCAGUCAAGAGGCCCGCCUGGCAGGUCAAUGCAGACACCAUGGGGAGGCAGGUCCAAGCAGAUGUCAUCACCAAGGGGGUUCGGUGGCCGUGGAAGGGAUAUGGAUAAUCGGCCUGGGUCUGCUGAGCGUCAUUCAGGUCGUGGAGACAUCCCCAGGUUCCCAUCUCGAGGUGGUGCAGGAAGUGGAGGGAGAGGGGGACGAGGUCAGUGGAUAUCGCCCAAGAGCAGAGACGAUACAAGGUUCAUGCCUCCACCUGGUGGUGGCUUCCGAGGUCGGCGUGAUCAGGGACGACAUGUUCGAUCGUUCACGAAGUGAGAGACGGACUGUGUACAGCAGAUUUUGAUGAUUUUGAUAUCAGGAAUGGCAAUUGAUUUCGGCCGGAUAUAAGAUGUCCACAGAACUCUUGUUUCUGUUUAUAGAUGAGCCAUCUUGGCAUCUGGGCAUCAGGUCGAAGAUCCAAAGCUUUGUGUACAAACACAAUGCACUUCCUAAUUCAUGACAAAACUUAGCUUUGUUUUUCCAAGAAAAGAGUACAAUUUCUACUUUGUAAGAGAGUAAAUUAAUAAAGAGAA